CUCAAGUGUUGAUUGUAGUCCUCAGUCAAGCAAGAUGCUUCACAGGAAAUAAACAACUCCGUUGAGUUAACGAUGCGGAGACGGUAGUUAGGAAUCGUGUGCAUGAAAAUUGGAAAAGAACCAAAGUAAUCAUGUUAAAUGGCAGCGCCAUGGCGCGAGGUGAUGGAGACGAACGGGAAGCGCAGGAGCGAUUGUGCAAACCGAACACUACGCCCAGCCUUUCAUGCAGGUUCCUGAAACUCGAGCUGGAGCUCAACGCUCACCUCCGUGUGCUCAGCUUCGGAGAGCCCGUGCGGUAUGUGUACAACCCGCUGGAGUACGCGUGGGAGACGCACAGCUGCUAUGUGGAAAAGUACUGCCAGACGGGCCAGAGCUUCUUGUUUUUAGGAAUGAAUCCUGGACCGUUCGGCAUGGCCCAGACGGGGGUUCCCUUUGGCGAAGUGAAGUCAGUAGUUGAUUGGCUGAAGAUCACGGGGGCGGUCGGUCGCCCUGCCGACGAGCAUCCCAAGCGUCGCAUCAGCGGCCUGGCCUGCACUCAGAGCGAAGUGAGCGGCGCUCGCUUCUGGGGCUUCUUCAGAAAGUUGUGCGGCGAACCGGCGGGGUUCUUCCGCCACUGUUUCGUGCACAACCUUUGUCCACUCAUUUUCAUGAGCAGCAGCGGGAAGAACCUGACCCCGCCUGAGCUCAACGCUCGUGAGCGUGCAGAGCUCUUCCGCCUGUGUGACAUUGCCCUCUGCCAAGCCGUGGAGGCGCUGGGUGUCUCCAUGGUGAUCGGGGUGGGCAGGGUGGCAGAGCAGCGGGCGCGCCGCGCUCUUUCCGCAGCUGGUAUGGACGUGCGAGUGGAGGGCAUCAUGCAUCCUUCGCCCAGGAACCCUCUGGCUAAUAAGGGCUGGGAGAGUGUGGCCAAAGCAAAGCUGGCACAACUGGGCGUCCUCGCAUUGCUUAGUAACGACACAAGGCCAGAAUUAUCAAACACUCAGGAAACAUCAUAACAGAACAAUCCAUCCAUCAGUUUUCUUCGCUCCUUAUCCCCGUUAGGAUUCUGGGUGAGCAUGAGCGUAUCCCAGCUAAUUUUGGAUAUGAGACAGGGUACGCCCUGGUGGUGUCGCCGGCAACUGUAGACAACCGACCAUUCUCACUCACAGUCACACUUAUCAGUUCUGAAUUGUAAAUUAACCUCACGUGCAAUGUUUUGGAAUGGAGGAGGAAGACGGAGUAUCAAGACCUCAGAGGUUUGUAAGUGAAUGUAAUUUUCUCUUUCACAUCUUUCUUUAUUGAUUUUGGAAAAAACAUGUACACAAAGUCUACACUACUGUAUGCUAAGGUUGGUUGGAGAUUUUUUCAUGUCAGGCAAAACUGUUAUUUUGUCUCCAUUUCUAUUGUAUUGUUCUACAAUAAUUUCUUUUGCAUCUUAAAAUUACCUCUGGAAUAUGUUUAAUUGUAUUCUACUAUUAUUUGUUACAAAGUAGUGGUUAUUGUGUUGUGUAUAUUUAGAUCCAUUUGCUUAAUGAUUGAUCAGAUCUGUUUUUCUUGGCUGUCUUUUAAUGCCUUGUUAUUCCAUUGGCAUGUACCAUUUAUCUUUAUUAAAAAAUAAAAAAACAAAAUUUGCAUGACUUGAAUUAAAAAAAAAUUAUAGAUAAUGGCAGAUUUGAAUUUCUCC
Molecule: messenger RNA, 1660 nt
Organism: Syngnathoides biaculeatus (alligator pipefish)
Lineage: Eukaryota; Metazoa; Chordata; Actinopteri; Syngnathiformes; Syngnathidae
Gene: smug1
Product: single-strand-selective monofunctional uracil-DNA glycosylase 1
Exons: 2
Coding region: 132-992 (286 amino acids)
Biological process (GO): base-excision repair
Molecular function (GO): single-strand selective uracil DNA N-glycosylase activity; oxidized pyrimidine nucleobase lesion DNA N-glycosylase activity
Source: RefSeq, a predicted model, not a curated record